Messenger RNA from Microstroma glucosiphilum, 1331 nucleotides. RefSeq lists its product as hypothetical. The transcript has a single exon. Bases 131 to 1171 code for a protein of 346 amino acids. The record is from RefSeq and is a predicted model, not a curated record. Lineage: Eukaryota; Fungi; Basidiomycota; Exobasidiomycetes; Microstromatales; Microstromataceae.
GACAAGGGAGACCCCGAGGCAGGGGUGACUCCUGAGGCGACAGACGGAGCGAUGAUCUGACAACUUACUCGACGCUUUCCCUCAUCCCACAGCCAGCAUAUGGACUCAUUGAUCAUUCUUCCGUUGCCUGAUGAUGACCCCGGGACUGGCUAGGCCCAUCUAUCCCCCGACCAGGUCACCCUCCCUGUACGCUCCUGCGCACGGUCCUAUCGCUCCGCGUUCUGAUCCUGCUGGUCGUGCCAGGUCCAACGACGGCGCCUACUCGCCUCUGCAGUCUCCAACAAUCGCUCCAAGCUAUCGUUCUCGUCAGCCUAGCUUGGGCACCACCAAGCCAGAAGGCCUCCCUGAAAAUACUCAUCAAGCAUUUCUAGCAUCGACCUCUGAACAGCCGUCCUGCUUCUCAAGUAGCGCGCCGGCCAACUCUGCAAUCCCCUUCCCGCUAGCCUCACCAAGCUCACAGUGGUCGAUCUCUCAGGAAAAGGCAAUCCUUACUACGUUGACCAUCUUGGCUUCGCUCCUAGCCGGGACUUCCACGUCUCUGCUGAGCUUCUACCGCAAUAGCAAACACGCACCCGAAAUCGUUUCCGCUCUCACCUAUGCCGCCAUCGGACUCGAGAUCUGGGGAUCCGUCGUGGCUGCUGCUACUAUGAUCAUUGCCAUCUCCCUUGAGGCAGCUUGCGUAGAGAGGGAGGCUCAUAGGCAUCACAAGGGCAAAGCUGUGUACCAAGGUGCAUCUGAGGAGGCCGGUGUACAAGCGACGUACGCUCCUCUCCGAGCUUCGUACCUGAGACAGAACGAGGCGACUCGUCUUUCUCCGCUUACGCUCAAGGUGCUGGAUAAUUUGACUCUAACCUGUGGCUACCUGAUCCCAUUCGCUGCCCUGUUGGAGCUCAUUGCGCUCGUCGCAUACGCAUAUUCGUUGCUCGAGCAAAGGGCGGGAAUUAAGGACGAGGCGGUAGCAAUCACCCUGGCCCUGACCAUGGGCGUAGGGACGACCCUGGCAGCAAUUGCCUCGGCUUACUGGAGGAGGUCCGAUAAUCGGAAAACUCAAGCAAGUCCGAGGAGAGGAGAGCAGCAGCAACAGGGUGGGGACCAAGAAGAAUGGGUUUGGUUGCGUGAGGCAGAAGAAGGGAGGGAAUCUUCCCUUCGACCUCCUUCCAUCACAAUCUAGUUGGGCGAAGAAAGGGGGAGACUACCCGGACCGACCCUACUUCGCUACCUAUCCGGUUUCUGAGAUUGGCAUCUGUGGGAUCGUGCUUGCUCACCCCUUCAAGGGCAUGUUCUAUACCCGAGCAAUCUCUGAGCCCUGAGGACAAGACUGUCACAGAAGU